Molecule: messenger RNA, 2172 nt
Organism: Drosophila biarmipes
Lineage: Eukaryota; Metazoa; Arthropoda; Insecta; Diptera; Drosophilidae
Product: zinc finger protein 431
Exons: 2
Coding region: 76-2106 (676 amino acids)
Biological process (GO): regulation of transcription by RNA polymerase II
Cellular component (GO): nucleus; chromosome
Molecular function (GO): chromatin insulator sequence binding; zinc ion binding
Source: RefSeq, a predicted model, not a curated record
GGUUGAGUACAGGGUGGUUCAUGGUUAAAAAUAGUGUAGCUUAGCCCUGGAAAUGGUAAACAAAUUGCUGGGGCGAUGGAUAAUCUGUGUAUGUAUUGCAAGCAAAGACGAGGCUUGUCCGUAAAACGUGGAGGAUCACUGCCGAAAACCAUUUGCCUGCUGUGCCUGCACUUGGACACAUUUGGCACUGCCCACGAGUCCCGUGCUCAAACUGGAGAAGGUGUCACCAUCAAAGAGGAAGAAGCCUCAAUUGAGGAAGAAGUCCCUGAGCAGAAGCACUUAGUAGGGGAAAAGAUCGUUGAGGAGAAUCCCAUAAUAAAGAAAGAAAUUCUUGAGGAGGAAUCCGCCAUCGAGGAAGAAGUCCAUGUGGAGGAGCCCAUAGUUGAGGAAAAGGUCAUUGAAGAGGCUAUCAAAAUUAAAGAAGAGGUCCUUGAAGAUGAACCCGCACAGGGAGGGUACUUCAUCAUAACAGAAUGCCUGGAAGAACCAGCAAUGGAAACUUGCCUGGUUUGCCAGGGGAAGUCCGAGCACUUGGUCAAUAUAUUCGACGAGUCGCCGGAUUUAGGAAUUCCUAUUGCCACUAUGAUAUCGCAGUCCAGCGAAAUGCAGGUCGAGAAAGGAAACACGUUUCCCGAAACUAUUUGUCUGUCUUGUUUGGAGUUUGUGCGAAAAAGUUACGAAACUAUACAAACUAACGAAAUGAAUGACCAUCUACACGGCCAAGUGAAAGAAGAAAUCAUAGAGGAUGACUUAGUUCAGGUAAAAAACGAGCCAGUUGAGGAAGACCCCCUCGAGGAAGUCUAUGGAACUGAUCAAUCCAAUCAGGGAAGAACCCAAUCAACCUGCGAGGGGGCUUACAAAUUUCACUGCUAUCAUUGUCCUAUGGUUUUCAAGGAUUUUACCGCCCUGACAUCUCACGUCCAGGAUCAUGAGGCGAAUGGUGAUAAAGAUCUCACGAAAGAAACCCCGCACAGAUGCCCUCAUUGUCCAAAGAUAUUCCUACACGCUGCCAACUUUGAAGCCCACGUUCGCUCGCAUAAUGAGCCAGUUGCCGCGGAAGCUCCAAGGCUCAAGUGCCCAGUAUGUCCCAAGAUAUACUUUAAGCAGGGCAAUCUUGCAGCUCACAUGUUGAUACAUAAACCGGCUGAUGGAAAAGGACCACCUUUCAAGUGCCCAGACUGCCCGAAAAUAUUUCUAUACGACAGUUUUUUUCAAGUUCACCUGCGAACACAUAUGGAUAGGAAUAACGCAAAGAAACUUUUAGCGGAAACAUCGUGUCCAAAAGUGAAUCUAGACGAAAAAGCUCUGCGAGAUGGCAUCCGGCAACAUGCCGAUGAUACGAAAGAACCUUUUGCGGAACCACCGUACAAAUGCCCCGACUGCCCCGAGAUAUUCUCAAACUAUUUGCUUUUCAAAGAUCACAUCGAGACGCACAAGGAACCGCCGAAGUCAAAAUGCCCCCACUGCGAGAAGUCAUUUCGAAGUGAAGCGAAACUUCAAACCCACGAUUGCGAUUUCAAACCUGUCAAGUGCCCCAAGUGCCGCAAGUUCUUCCAAGGCCAGUUCUAUCUGAACUAUCACAUCAUGAGUAGUCACAGGUCGAAGGGACCGUACAAGUGCAUAAAGUGUCAGCGUGUCUUUGAAAACAAGAGCACCCUUAAGGAGCACGUAUUUGCUGAAGAAUGCGUACGAUUUUUCAGGAGCAAGGAGCCGGGCGAAACCUUCCAGUGCUCCCAAUGCUCUCAGUCGUUUCGAAGCAAAGACCUUCUCAAAGCGCAUUGGGCGACACAUAAGAAAAAAAAUCGCUUUAAGUGUAAGCUUUGUCCAAAGGCUUUCCGCAGAGAACACAGUCUUAAAAUGCACAGCAUGGACCACAGAAAGAAGUCACCAUACCGCUGUGAAGACUGCCCCUUGUCCUUCAUAACGAAAAAACGUCUUAAGGAGCACACGCGUACCCACAAAAUAAGAGCAGAGGGCAAGAGAAAGUGCCGCAUUCUUAAUAUAGACUACAGCGAAUCUGUGGCACGCGUCGAGGGAAGUGAGGAGCAGCUCAAUAUAGCUCAGUUCGUUAAACGCAACAAAAGAGACGCAACUGGUCCAUUAUGAUUGAUUAUGAAGAAAUUGUUAUACCCACCACCAAAUAAACACUCAACAGUACAAUUUGCAUAUUAA